This is a messenger RNA of Trichophyton rubrum CBS 118892, 2577 nucleotides long. Its product is annotated as serine/threonine protein kinase. The coding region runs from base 1 to 2577 and encodes 858 amino acids. Gene Ontology annotation, biological process: mitotic DNA damage checkpoint signaling; protein phosphorylation. The record is from RefSeq and is a predicted model, not a curated record. Gene Ontology annotation, molecular function: ATP binding; protein serine/threonine kinase activity. NCBI's taxonomy places the organism in Eukaryota, Fungi, Ascomycota, Eurotiomycetes, Onygenales, Arthrodermataceae. The transcript has a single exon. Gene Ontology annotation, cellular component: nucleus; cytoplasm.
AUGGGCCCUGCAACUGCAUUAUGGACGGAGGCGAAAAUAGAUUUCACCGUCACGCGAGAAUUUGUACUGAAGCAUGUGGACCCCAUCCUCCAUCCACGCCUGAACAGUAAGAUCGCAUUUGGUGAAGGAUUGACGGAUGACACUUAUAUCGAGUGGAUUUUACAACGAGGUCGCAGGCUCUUUUUAAUUCUGGUGGAAAUCGAGGUUCCGAGUCGUAUUUUUCGCCUUGUGGAUGAGACGUAUGAUGAUUCAGAUUUGCCCUUCGACUCGAACAAGGCAGAGCUCCUUCGGCUCUCUCCGGACCGCGAGGACCUUUUCUUGAACUGGAGGUUCGUCGAGGUCCAGAAUCGGUUUUUAGCCAGAGGUAUCGAAGCUGGACAGCAUAUCACGUACGAUGAAGAUGAAACCAUACCUGUUGAUGUUUGCAAGGAACGGCCCGCAGUUGUACUGUCCGAUAGAUUACCUGUCGAAAAGGUUUCGCUCCCUGGAAUCGAGACGAAAGAAUAUCUUCGCGUAAAGAUCGCCAUUGGCGAGGAUACAGCAUCUCACUUUCUAAGCGAGUCGGAUGUCCUAAGGGAGGUCAGGUCGUUGGAGCGCUUUUCCCACGAGCAUAUUUUGUCAAUUUUUGGCACAUAUACAGCUGAAAGCACAGUCAAUGUGCUAUUCCACCUUCCCGAAUGCAACCUACGGUCGUUUAUCAAUGACAGACAUACUUCCGCUCUCCGAAAGUUCUCAAAACUAGAGCAGAAAAGAUGGCUUGUUAACUGGCCAAAUUGUUUAGCCAGUGGACUCGCUUGGUUGCACGACCAGGGUUACGCGCAUGGAGCUAUCCGGCCAUCAAAUAUCCUGAUUGAUGCCAAAAUGCACAUAUACUUGGGCCUCUUUGAUGUUCACGACCUUCUUGUCGGCCUAAGAAAAGAGGAAUUUGCCGAAGCGUACGAAUACGCUGCACCCGAACAGUGGUCAAACCAACAUUGUGCCUGGCAGCAACCCCCCGGUGGUACCAGAAAUGCCUUAACCCGUACCGACAAUCUUGCAUUUUCUCCUCUGACGUCACAAAAGGGUCCUUACGAUACACGAGGUCGACUUACAUCCUGGGGAUCAUCCUCUGAUUUCUCGAGCGUUGGUCCAUCCAGGAAAAGGGCAUCUUAUGCCCACUCCACGUCAACUACCAGCACACAUGGAUCUAAUCAAAGCGCAACCUUCCCAUCACCACCACAAACUAUCCCUAACAAUUCCCAUUGUUACUCUGCUGAACAACUGCCUCUGGCCUCUGAUGUCUUUUCUCUGGCUGCUGUGAUUCUCGAUAUAAUAACCCAUUUAUGCAAGCGAAAGCAAUCAGCCUUCGCCCAACAUCGUGGAUGUACGAGCCGAACAAAGUCAUCGGUUCGAUCUACGAAUGAUACCUCUUUCCACCUGGACCAGAAUACACGACAGAUAUUUUCCUGGAUUGCCAUUCUUGAGAAGGACGCCGCUAAGCAGUCUGAGUCCUAUUUCCAUGCAGUCGAUCCGAUAUUAGAGGCUGUCAAGGAGAUGUUUGCCAGAGACCCAAAAUAUCGACCGCUCGCCGCUUAUGUUGCCGAUAAGUUUGCAAUGGCCAUAUUGCAAAUCGAUUUCGGCUCUACUCAACCACAUUGUCAGGUUAAACAAUCCGACGGUGUAAUUGGAAGUCUUCGUUCCUUUGAUAUGAGUGAGGAGAGCGAUUUACCGAUACCUCCUAUGCCGGCAUUCCCUGAAGAUUACAGCUGCUAUGCUGUCAACGACAAGGCAACUCAGGAUAGCAAUAAGCUUCCCAAUAUUACAUACACCGACUCAUCUGCACAACUGGGUGGCGCCGAGACUGGGUCCUAUACCGAUCUCAGCAACGGCUCUAUUUCACUUUACACAGACGACUCAAUUACCAGUUCAUCUUCUGUGUAUGGCACGCCGUUAACGAUAGCUACUCCUGCAACGCCUGCACCGCCUGCUUUACAAAAGCCCUGGAACGUGCAUAUAGUCAACAGCGGGGGUGAAUUUGACGACAAGAAUAUACACCCUGGAAAUGACUCUGCCGAAAUAAUCGACGAGAUGAUGGAAGAUAUGCACCUCCAAACUCAAAAGAGCCUUCCACCGCUCCCAGUCCCAACGUCUCAUCCUUGGUAUGUACCCAGCCGGGUAUCAUCGUUAUUCAACUCUAAGCCUAUGACUUCCCACACUUCGUCUCCACUACAACACUCUUAUCCGGACAAGCCGUUCGAAGAUUCCGGUCUGGGGAUCAAACCAACGAUACCUCCUCGCCAUCCUAAUCGCCCCCGUGCCAAUACUGGCCCAAACCAGGACCAUAUUGCUGCUCCCAGGAGUGACCCUGACGACUUCUUCAACCGCCGGAGGAGCAACAGUAGUUUCGGCAGUAACAAUGGUGGUAGCAGUGGCAACACGUCUCCUAUUGACGGGAUUUCAGGACGAUUCUCGCUGUUGACUUCCUCGCGCCCUUCCACAAGUUACGGCUCAUCAAUAUCUGGUCUUACAUUCAAGAAAAGGGCUUUCAUGAACUUUUCUCGCGGCCGACCUGGUCUUCGGACUCCCCCACCAGUUUAA